Molecule: messenger RNA, 602 nt
Organism: Eleginops maclovinus (Patagonian blennie)
Lineage: Eukaryota; Metazoa; Chordata; Actinopteri; Perciformes; Eleginopidae
Gene: pam16
Product: presequence translocase associated motor 16
Exons: 5
Coding region: 138-518 (126 amino acids)
Biological process (GO): protein import into mitochondrial matrix
Cellular component (GO): TIM23 mitochondrial import inner membrane translocase complex
Source: RefSeq, a predicted model, not a curated record
GAUGUCGCUGUUCACCGGGUUUAAUCUUGUGCUCGCGAUGCUUCCUUGAACUUUGACCCUUCAAUAACCUUCAUUGGCGUACAUGUGUGAUAAUAGAAGCCGCACACAGUCCGGAGGACCUCUAUAAUAGAGCAAAAAUGGCUAAAUAUCUUGCACAGAUCAUCGUGAUGGGAGCACAGGUGGUGGGACGUGCGUUUGCUCGUGCAUUACAGCAAGAAUUUGCAGCCAGUCAAGCAGCAGCGCAGGCGAGGGGCCGUGCGGGUCAGCACUCCGCUGCAGCCUCUAGCAUCACUGGGAUGAGCCUGCAAGAGGCGCAGCAAAUCCUAAAUAUCUCUACACUCACCCCAGAGGACAUUCAGAAGAAUUAUGAUCAUCUUUUUAAAGUCAACGACAAGACAGUGGGCGGUUCAUUUUAUAUACAAUCAAAAGUGGUGCGGGCUAAAGAGCGUCUAGAUGAGGAAAUGAAUAUUCAGACGGAACCACCGAGUCCGAAGUCACAGCAGAAUACGGAAACAUGAAGUGUCAAAUUAUGCUUGCCCUUUCUUUCCUUUCCCCUUCCUCUGUAAAUUAUAACCAAAUAAAAGCUUUCCUUUUUUUCUGUA